AUGGCUACUCGGAAGAGAAUUUUGGCUACAUCAUUUCCUAAAAAACUCCAAUUAGCGCACUCGAGGAAGCUGGCAUCGCCGCAUUUUUUCAAAGCUGUCAUUCGGCCACUGGUUGAAGGCAUGAAAAUCCCAGUUGUGUUUAUGCGAAGGUACGGAGAUAGCUUGCAGAAAGUUGUAGUCUUGGAAGUUCCAAACGGAGCUAAAUGGCGAGUUGCAGUCCGCAAAGUCGAUGGAGAAACCUGGUUAAGGGAAGGCCUACAAGAAUUCGGAGAAUUCUAUUCCAUUAAGGAAGGACAUGUUUUGGUGUUCAGAUACAAAGGCAACUCAAGAUUCAAAAUCCUUAUCUGUGACACUACCACCUCUGAAAUUGACUACCCUGUCAAAUCCGGCCACAAGGAAGCCAUAAAUGGCCAGAAUAUUAGUAUCAAAAGGGAAACUGUCAAGCCAAAUCAUGGUCGCCGAUCAAGGCAGGGGAGGGUCACCGGCGGCAAUGGGAGGGACGAAGGAAUUACAUCGUCUAAAGCCCCUCAUCAAUCUUCCAAGGCCACAAGAAAUCUGGUGAUGAAGAAAAAAGACGUAACAGAGGAAAACAGAGCUCGUGAAUCUAACCCUGAAAAUCCAAGCUUUUCGUUCACGGUUCAAUCUUCUCAACUUAACCGUCCACACCGUGUUUAUGUUCCAAUUGAGUUUGCAAAAACCAACUUUGGGGAAGAAAACUGUAGGAUGAGUUUGGAGAUUCGGAGUGGAAAGAAGUCGUGGCCAGUUCGGUUUUCGAUUUAUGGAAGGCGUGCUCAGGUCUAUGGUAGUGGUUGGAUUCGUUUUGCAGAGGAAAAUCAGCUGAAGCUGGGAGAUGUCUUUAGCUUGGAAUUGAUCAAGGAGAAGAAGGUCUUCAAUGUCUACAGAAGAGGAAACAGUACUAGAGCUUCACAAGUCUUAUCAUACUACUUCAUUCUGGUUUUUAAGUAUUCUGACUAUUUACCCGGGAUUCAUGCCUUUGUUACUAGGAAUAUGGCAACAAAAUCAACUAGGAACAGCGAGAAAAACGGACAGCUUCAGUCAAAUAAAUUGGAGUCGCCCCAUUUUUACAUUAUUGUCUUUAACCCUCUGGAUCAAGGGCUGAAACUUCCAAAGGCGUUUAUGCAGAGGUAUGGAGAUAGCCUGAAGAAAGUCGUGACCUUGAAAGCUUCAGCCGGAACUCAGUGGGAAGUUCCAGUUCAACAGAGUAAUUCCGGGACUUGGUUAUCAGGGAAAGGGUUGAAAGAGUUUGGUGAGUUCUUUUCUAUUCAGAAAGAGCAUUUUCUGUUGUUCCAAUACAAAGGUAACUCCCGAUUCCAUGUCGUAAUCUUCGACAACACCGCUUCGGAAAUCGACUAUCCUAAGAACAAGCAAAGAGUUGCCAAUGGAAGCCAAAGAGGAACUUCAUCAAAAGCCCCUCAUUCUCAUCAAGAUUCCAAGGCUCGCUCAACUAAGUUGAACAAACAAAAAGUGGCCUUCAAAUCUCAAUAUCCAUCCUUUGUAUGCACGGUGACAAAGUCCACCAUAUCUAAUCCAAACAUAGUUCAUCUUCCGAUUAGUUUCGUGAGGGAAAACUUCAACAAAAGGAACUUCAGGAAGAAAUUUAAGGUUCGUCUACCUGAGACUGGAAAGACAUGGCCAGUGUUGCUUGAUGUCGCUGGAACUGGAGGAAGGUUUUCCAAGAUAUUUGGUCUCCCUGGUUUCAGACGAUUCGUCAGGGAGAAUAAGUUAGAGCUGGGAGAGAAAUGCGCCUUUGAAAUGAAAAUUCCCAAAUCGUUUAUGCAGAGGUACGGAGAUAGCUUGCAGAAAUUUGCAUCCUUGAAAGCUCCAACCGGAUCUAAAUGGAUAGUUUCACUUUGCAACAUGGAUGGGGGGACUUGGUUGUCAGGGAAAGGGUUGAAAGAAUUUGGAGAAUCUUUUUCUAUACAGAAACAAGAUUUACUGUUGUUCCAAUACAAAGGUAACUCUAGAUUCAACGUCUUCAUCUUUGACAACUCCGCUUCGGAAAUUGAUUACCCUGUUAACGAUCAGAGGGUAGACAAGGAUGGAAGCUAUGCAAAAGCCCCUCCUCCUCUGUUGAAGAAAGGAAAGAUUCCGAAUGAUGAAAGAGCCUUUGAAUCUGCAUUUCCAUCCUUUCUUAUCACAUUGAAAAAGACUAGCAUAAGUCAUCCGUACGUAGUUCAUCUCCCGGUUUCCUUUGUGAGGGACAACUUCGUUGCUGGAGACUCCCGGAAGAAAUUUAAAGUUUGUGUACCUGAGACGGGAAAGAAAUGGCCUGUGAUUCUCGAUAUCACUGGAAUUGGUGGAAGGUUCUCCAAGAUAUAUGGUCAGCCUGGUUGGAGAGAUUUUGUGAAUGACAAUGGACUGAAGCUGGGAGAGACUUGUGUCUUUGAAAUGGUGAAGAAGAAAAAGAUCUUCAACUUCUACAGAAUACGUUGAAAAAAGAUUCCUCUGUUUUCUCCUCUGCUAUGUUUUGAUCAGUCUAGAAGUUGAUCAAGUGACUAGUCUCAUCUUUUGAC
This is a messenger RNA of Oldenlandia corymbosa var. corymbosa, 2534 nucleotides long. Lineage: Eukaryota; Viridiplantae; Streptophyta; Magnoliopsida; Gentianales; Rubiaceae. The record is from the annotation of a GenBank genome assembly.